AUGGGGAGCUCCUCGCCCCUCCCGGGGGGAAGCUCUUUCGCCUUUGGAGACAACGGAGACGACGGCAGUCGUGGUGACGGUGACGAAGGAAAAUUCGGAGACGAUGCUCGCGAGAGCGGGGGGUCGUCCGCGACGGGCGUGAGGAGUCGUGCGAGAGUCCUGGCGCAGCAAAGAGAGAUCCAGCAACGAAAGAGGCGUCAGCAAGCGCUCAGCUCCGGCGGGAUUCGAGCCAGCGACGCGGCUUCGCUCAGCAGAGGCCUCGUCUCUGGCGGUGCCGGUUCCCACCGCCGUCCCUCCCUCAACAUCGUUGAUGCGGGGGACGGGGGCGGGCCGGCACACCCCUCCUCCGGGGAUGGCGACCAAGGUCCGGAGGAUAGUCUCCUCGAUGGCAACGAGGAGCCGUACAACUCGUUCAGCCCAUCCGUCAAGCAGUUCUCAGCGCCACGUCAGGUGGAAGGAGACGCCUACACCGCGUUCAACUCCAAUGACCCCAGGCACGCCGCCGCCGGGAGGAUGUCCGGUGGGGGCAUGAGCGAGUUUGAGCAGCGCCGCUCGAUCGGGCAAAUCGGACUCAGCGACUCGGAAGACGAAGAGGACGAUCGGGACGAUGAUGCCGCAUUCGGCAGAGGCCGGCGCCGUCGCAACAAGAAGAAAGCGGCACCUGACAUGGGCCCCAGGGGAACUAAACCAGGCCAUCCCCGAGACGAAGAAAGCCGUCUAAACAAGAGCAAGCCAGGAGAUUGGGACGACCGCAACCGGCCUCCCACCAAAAGCUACAAGUGGGGGGGGCGUGACAGUGGGGAUGAACAGAGCGACGACCAAGACAGGGGCAACGGUACCGGCAGGGCCGCGUGGCGCUCCGUCGGCAGGGAGGAGAACAGCGGUAGGAGCCCUCCCCGCUCCCACAACGCUAGCCGACACAGCGGCAAACACCGCGGCCUCGACGGGGACCGUUCCGGGGACCGUUCCGGGCACCGGGGUCGACGCCACCCGGACAGCGACGGCACCGGUCCGGACGAGGAGGAAGGCUCCGGGGCAAGCUCCGAAUCAUCCCGCUCGUACAUCAGCUCGAGCUCCUCCUCCUCUCGCGACAGCACCGUUAACAACAGGAGGGCGCGGCGCGCCUCCAACAAUGAGUCCCGCCGCCGUCGCCGCCGCCACCGCCGCGGCGGUGGCGGUAGCAGCAGCAGCAGCGGCGGCUCGUUCUCGGCCUCGCGCUCCUCCUCUUCCGUCUCCGACCGGUCUUCCGGUGCAAGCGACGGGGAAGGCGGUGCGGGGAAGAGGCGGGGACGUGGCCGCCGCAGUCCCCCUCGGCGCCGGUACUACAGCGGCGACGAAGAGCGAGGCGGCCGUGAGUCUUCCAGGGGUAAAAGAGGCGGCAGUGGCGACGCCGGCGGUGGUCGGAGACACCCUUCAUCGUCAUCGCGCGCACGCGAUGGCGGCGGCAACGCCAGCAGGGUGGAAGGGCGUCAUCGGGACGCCGCCGGCUCCUCCGUAGAAGGGGGUGGCCGCCACCGGCGCAGCAAUGACAGAGUACAUCACGGCCAACGUUACCUGCCGAUACUGCCCGUCGCCUCCGGACGACCUCAAGGCCGUUUUUAA
This is a messenger RNA of Ectocarpus siliculosus, 1602 nucleotides long. The record is from the annotation of a GenBank genome assembly. NCBI's taxonomy places the organism in Eukaryota, Phaeophyceae, Ectocarpales, Ectocarpaceae.